Molecule: messenger RNA, 4832 nt
Organism: Hippocampus comes (tiger tail seahorse)
Lineage: Eukaryota; Metazoa; Chordata; Actinopteri; Syngnathiformes; Syngnathidae
Gene: pik3cd
Product: phosphatidylinositol-4,5-bisphosphate 3-kinase, catalytic subunit delta
Exons: 23
Coding region: 275-3385 (1036 amino acids)
Biological process (GO): phosphatidylinositol-3-phosphate biosynthetic process; cell migration; phosphatidylinositol-mediated signaling
Cellular component (GO): plasma membrane; cytoplasm; phosphatidylinositol 3-kinase complex
Molecular function (GO): 1-phosphatidylinositol-4-phosphate 3-kinase activity; 1-phosphatidylinositol-3-kinase activity
Source: RefSeq, a predicted model, not a curated record
GCGGGCACCUUCGCGGUAAAGCGCAGAUACUCAGUCUGCGCGCUUGCCACAUCCCAGCGUGGACGCGUUCCACGCGGUCGCCCACAGACUCUCGUCCACUUGGCGUGAACCCCACACAAUGGCCGCAACGCUUCACGAUGCGCAAUUCGUGUCCUCGAUGGCGGCAUAGCAGCCUCCAUCUUCUCCGUGGCAAUCCUUGAAGGGGUCGAUGAGCGGCGUGUAAGGCUCUCAGCGCGGAGGAGCUGGCCGUAAAUGAGAGGCCGUCGUCAACAACAUGCCCCCGGGGAAGUAUGGGAUGCAGGAGGAGUGGGAGCGGGAGGGCGAGCGAGGCAUCAAGAUGGACUUCCUGUUGCCCACUGGCAUCUACCUCACAUUCCCGGUGUCUCACAAGGACACCAUCAAGAGCAUCAAGACGAUGGUUUGGGAAAAUGCCAGAGAGGAGGCGUUGUUCAUGGCGCUGGGUCAUCCAGACGCCUACGUCUUCACUUGCAUCAAGCAGACGGGCGAGAGGGAGGAGCUGGAGGAGGAGUCGAGGCGCAUAAGUGACGUCCAGCCCUUCAUGGGUGUUUUAAGGCUGGUGGCCAGGGAGGGCGACCGCGUUGAGAAACUCAACAACAGCCAAAUCAGCUUUUUGAUUGGCAAAGGUCUGCAUGAGUUUGAUGCCCAGAAGAACCACGAGGUGAGUGAGUUUCGGACGAAGAUACGAGCGUUCUGCGAGGAGAAGGCUCAACUGAGGCAGGCCUCCCCAUGGCAACAGUGGAUGGCGUACAUGUACCCGUGUGACCUGGAGCCAUGCUGCUCUUUGCCGAUGUGCGGCAAGUCACAAAACACCAAGAUCUUCAUCAAUAUCCAGUUUGAGGCUUCUGAUGAAAGCUUCAUGGUGCAGCAGGAGCCACAGGACCUGCCGCUGGCUCUGAUGAGGAGCGCCCUGAAGAAGAAGGCCACGGUCUUCCGCUCGCUGCGACAAGAGCCCGAGGAUUACACCUUACAGGUCAACGGCCGGUGGGAGUUCAUCUAUGGGAGACACCCUUUGUGCCAGUUUAAAUACAUUUUCUCUUGUCUGAGAACUGGCCAAAAUCCUCAUCUCACCAUGGUGCACCACUCCACCAUUAGCAAGUAUCAAGAGGAGCACGGGCGGAUGUGUAGUCAGGUGUGCAAGAGUCGCUCCUUGUCCAGACCUCCGCCUCUGCCUGUCAAGAAGCAGAAUACAUCCUCUUUGUGGUCCAUCCAUGAAACUUUCUACAUCCACCUUGUGCAAGGCAGCCGAGUCAAUGCGGAUGAAAGAAUGAAGCUCGUGGUGCAGGCUGGCCUCUUCCAUGGCAGCGAGCUACUCUGUAAAGUGGUGACAAGCUCCGAGGUGGCCGUAUGCUCUGAGCCGCUCUGGGACCAGAAGAUGGAGUUUGAAAUCAACGUGGCGGACCUGCCUCGCAUGAGCCGCCUGUGCUUCGCCCUCUACGCCGUCUUCGACAAGGCCAAAAAGCCCAGAGGCACCAAAAAGAAGAAUAAGAAAGUGGAUUGUCCAAUAGCCUGGGGGAACACCAUGGUGUUUGACUAUAAGGACCAGCUGAAGACUGACGAGGUUCUUUUGUCCACGUGGCCAUCAGUUCCUGAUGACAAAAGUGACCUGUUGAACCCGAUGGGAACAGUUGAGAAGAAUCCCAAUGUCGACAGUGCAGCUGGGCUCCUCAUUCGCUUCCCGAACAUCAGGCCCUAUCCUCUUUACUAUCCUCCGCUAGACAAGAUAAGUGCCAUGGAGACAAAUGGGGAUACAGCUGUCACGACAAAAGAAGAGAACAUAAAGCUGAAAGAAAUAAUGGACAACAAAAACUACACCGAAUGCUUCGAGGACGAGAAGGAGCUGUUGUGGAAGCUCCGCACGGAAGUCCGAGAUCAUUAUCCCGAAAAUCUUUCCAAGCUGCUCCUCAUCACCAAGUGGAAUAAGAGAGAGGAUGUCAUACAGAUGGUGAGUCUUCUGAGAAACUGGCCAGAGCUUCCUGCCAUCCCCGCCUUGGAGCUCUUAGAUUACAGUUUUCCAGACCCCGCGGUCCGUUCUUUCACCAUAAGAUGCCUAAGGAAGCUCAGCGAUGACGAGCUACUGCAGUAUUUAAUCCAGCUGGUCCAGGUCCUGAAAUACGAGUCCUACCUCGACUGUGACCUCACGACGUUCCUGCUGGAGAGGGCUUUAUUCAACAGGAGGAUAGGGCACUUUCUCUUUUGGCACCUCCGGUCAGAGAUCCACGUUCCAUCUGUCAGCUUAAGGUUUGGCCUGAUUCUUGAGGCCUAUUGCAGGGGUAACAUUCACCACAUCAAACUCUUAACCAAACAGAACGAGGCUCAAGGCAAAAUGAAGGUCCUGAGUGACUUCAUCAAAUCGGGUUCCCAGAAAGUGAAUGCUGAGGACCUGAAGCUGUUUAUCAGACAGGAGUCGGAUGCUUUCUCCAACCUGCUGUCACCACUCAACCCCAGCGUCAUCCUCGCUGAAAUCUGUGUAGACAAGUGCAGAUUUAUGGAUUCUAAGAUGAAACCACUCUGGUUGAUGUACAAGAAUCCCUGGACUCAAGGGGACAUGAUGGGCAUCAUCUUCAAGAAUGGUGAUGAUCUUCGGCAAGACAUGUUGACCCUGCAAAUGAUCCAGCUCAUGGAGAAUUUGUGGAAGAAAGAAGGACUGGAUCUCAGGAUGAUCCCAUAUGGCUGCUUAUCCACUGGGAACAAGAUGGGCUUUAUUGAGGUGGUGAAGAACUCAGACACCAUUGCCAAUAUUCAACGAAACAACAGCAACAGUGCGGCAACUGCUGCCUUUAACAAAGAUGCCCUGCUCAACUGGCUCAAAUCCAAGAAUCCAGAAGACAAACUGGAACAAGCAAUCGAGGAGUUUACGCUGUCUUGUGCUGGCUCAUGUGUCGCUACGUACAUCUUGGGCAUUGGAGACCGUCACAAUGAUAAUAUUAUGAUCCGGGAAAAUGGACAGCUAUUUCACAUCGACUUUGGACAUUUCCUGGGCAACUUCAAGCGCAAACUGGGCAUCAACAGGGAACGUGUGCCUUUUAUUUUGACAUACGACUUUGUCCAUGUGAUCCAACAAGGACGGACAAACAACAGUGAGAAGUUUGAGAGGUUCAGGGAAUACUGCGAGCGGGCUUAUAAGAUCCUGUGUCGGAACGGGACGCUGUUUGUCAACCUCUUUGCGAUGAUGAAGGCAGCUGGACUGCCCGAACUCUCUUCCUUCAAGGAUAUUCAGUACCUAAAGGACUCUUUAGCUUUGGGCAAAACAGAGGAAGAGGCACUGAAGAGUUUCAAAGUGAAGUUCAAUGAGGCUCUGCGAGAAAGCUGGAAGACCAAGGUCAACUGGAUGAUGCACUCUCUGGCCAAAGAUAACAGACCAUAAAGGAGAUACCGAGCAGAACUAAAAUGACAACGUCGCGGACCGAAAAAGGCAAGAGAACACAAUCGGACGUAUCAUUUUACAAAUGGCAUUCGAUGACUGUUUACAAGUGGUUGCCCCAUUCGUAAGAAGCAAUUAUGGCAACCGAAGACAAUGGAAUGAUGGUGGAGCCAUAGAUGAGUGGUCGUCUGAAAUAUAAGUUAACCACAACGUUGCACUAUACAAUGUACACCGUCUUUUUGGGACGAGAGUAAUGAUGUGAUCAGAUUUGAUGUAUUUUUAUUUUGUGUCAUGUUAAACACCUGUACAAACAUAUUUUUCAAGGUGUUUUACAGCUACAGGAUAUAAGUUCCUAUGCAGUAUGUUGCCUUUGCAGUGCCAGUAGUUGGGAAAAUUUGUUAACGGUGUAAUUGAUUCGUCCGACACUGACGUCUUUUAGUUUCUGUGAAUCCGAUUCUGUUGCAGUUUCAUUUGAAAAAAAAGUUCAUUAAUAUGAUUACUGAAUGUAUUUUUUUAUUCUUAGGUGCUAAAGACAGGGAUUAGCUUGUUGGUUGUGACUGAUGAGACAUGACAGCAAAAAACAUACUUUCACAUGUCACUUCAUCAAAUAGGGAAGGAUGAAAGCUUUGAUUUUUAAUGGGAUGCAGUAUUCGGUGCCUGAUUUCAUUUCUUUUUUUCCGAUAAUGAAGUAUCAUUUUGACUAUUUUUAUGACAGACAUGUCAGAUGACAUCCCAGAGAUCGUGUCCGUGCUGUCAAACAUUUUACUAUUUGACUACUAUAUGUAACCCUCCGCACAAUUUCCCUUUUUUUGUUGUUUUGGUUUUUUUUCACUUCAUUGUUCCAUUUGAUUGUAUUUCUAUCUUGCUUCAUGUGCUCUGUACCCUGUUUCAGCCCAGGCCAUCCUAUUUGCAGGUGCUUGCAUGUUUUUUUUUUUCUCCCCAGCUAUUUCGACUUCCCCUGACAUUCCACUUUGGUUAAUUGAAGACUCUAAAUUGUUGACUGGUGUGAUUGUAAAUGAUUGUUUGUUUAGGUGUCCGCUGCGAUUGAGUGGCGCUCAGUGCAGGGUGCACCCCGCCUCUCAAACUCAGUUAGGCUCUCGCACACCUGCAACCCUAAUGAGGAUAAGAACUAUAGAAAAUGGAUGGCUUUAUUUUGGGAAUGUUGUAUGAAAAUGUAUAUUUUGUAUUUGAAUCUGUAGUUUAAACGCAUAGGCAAUUUCUAUGACAUGUAUAUUAUAUUGUAAUUUGCAGCACACACCAAUUUUAUACUAUGUAUUUACUAUACUAUAUAUUUCAGCCUAAUUACUGAUAUACUACAUUUACUCAUGUGUCAUGUCUUUGUUUGUCAUAGUUGCUUGUUAUUGCAAUACUAGCGUAGCUCAUACUACUGGAGACAAAUUUCCUGUUUUACAUACUUGUCCAAUAAAGAUGAUUAGAUUAUUCUGAUGAA